UAAAAAUAUAUAUAUGAAAAUAUAUAAGAAAUGGGCCUCCCAGGAAUUAAGGUGUUUGUGGGAGUCUUGGUCCCCAGUUUUUCUGCCAAAACUCCCUGUUCCCACACAUGACCUGGUCUAGACCCCAAACAGCUGGGCCCAAAGGACAGGUGAGGCGAGUCGAGAACUUGUGCCUCCCCAUGUUCCUGCUCUUUGUCCCUCUGCCCUAUUUAGACCCAGGACUAAUAUUUGCUUUGGGUACCACAAACAGGAAAUGGGGGAGGGACAGGAGUAGGGCUGGGUGGAAGGCAGGGUAGGACCAGAAGCCUCGCUAGGCCUGGCCUGGGGCAGGCAGCCAGGGAGAAGGAGGGCCAUGCAGUGGAGACCCAGGGAUUUGGAGUAGCCCCUAUUCCAGGACAGGUGCAGGUCCUGGGAGGUGACAGAAGAUAGACCAAAGGCCCAAGAGUCCCUGGACCUGACUCCUCCUCCCAGGCAGCUGCCACACACAAACACACCUCCAGGCACCCCAGACAGGAAGGAGGAGAAAUGGGCCCCUCCUCCAGUGGCUGAGAGGCUUGGGCAAAUGUUGGCUGUUCCUAUCCCUGGUGCAUCCCAAGGCGAGCGGCAACUUCUAUCAGGCCACACCUUUUAUCUUUGUCUCUAUUUUUGAUAUCUGUGUAUUGUGAUUACACAAACCCCCACAUUGGCCUAUAUGUGCAGAUCUGAUUAUUAAGAACUUACGAUAUUCCAUGGGCUUUCCAUUCCUAAUCUCCUUUAAUCCUCACAACAAAGUAUUAUUCCCAUUGUACAGAUGAGGAAACUGUUGCACGCAGAGAUGAAAGGCAACCACCACUGUAUGUUAGGAUUGGAAGGAGCUCCAGGAAAAUCUCGUAGCCCCACUGGCCAGAAUGGGCUAAGUCUCAGAGAGGGAGGGUGGGAGAUGGGGGUGACAGUGACCUUUUUUUGUGACUCCUCCUAGACCAUCCAUCCCUGGUCCCAGGAGGACCUGUCCUCCCAGAUGGCAGGGGUGGACAGAAGGACUAUCUACCCACCCGUCCCCAUGGCCCUGACCCUCUGACCUCACCCUCUCCGCUGAUUUCUUCAUGUUAGUUCAACAUUAACCCAGAGGGGUCAGGACAGACAAUUCCUCAGUGACCCAGGAGCUGACACACUAUGGCGCACGUCCGAGGCCUGCAGCUGCCUGGCUGCCUGGCCCUGGCUGCCCUGUGUAGCCUUGUGCACAGCCAGCAUGUGUUCCUGGCUCCUCCGCAAGUGUUCCUGGCUCCUCAGCAAGCGCUGUCGCUGCUCCAGCGGGUCCGGCGAGCCAACAGUGGCUUCGUGGAGGAGCUGCGCAAGGGCAACCUGGAGCGAGAGUGUGUGGAGGAGACGUGCAGCUACGAGGAGGCCUUCGAGGCUCUGGAGUCCUCCACGGCCACGGAUGCUUUCUGGGCCAAGUACACAGCUUGUGAGACGGCGAGGACGUCUCGAGAUACGCUUGCUGCAUGUCUGGAAGGUAACUGUGCUGAGGGUCUGGGUACGAACUACCGAGGGCAUGUGAACAUCACCCGGUCAGGCAUUGAGUGCCAGCUAUGGAGGAGUCGCUACCCACAUAAGCCUGAAAUCAACUCCACCACCCAUCCCGGGGCCGACCUGCAGGAGAAUUUCUGCCGCAACCCUGACGGCAGCACCACAGGACCCUGGUGCUACACUACAGACCCCACCGUGAGGAGGGAGGAAUGCAGCAUCCCUGUCUGUGGCCAGGAUCAAGUCACUGUAGCGAUGACUCCACGCUCCAGAGGCUCCAGUGUGACUCUGUCACCUCCAUCGGAGGAGUGUGUCCCUGAUCGGGGGCGGCAGUACCAGGGGCGCCUGGCAGUGACCACACAUGGGCUCCCCUGCCUAGCCUGGGCCAGUGCGCAGGCCAAGGCCUUGAGCAAGCACCAGGACUUCGACUCGGCCGUGCAGCUGGUGGAGAACUUCUGCCGCAACCCAGACGGGGAUGAGGAGGGCGUGUGGUGCUAUGUGGCCGGGAAGCCUGGUGACUUUGAGUACUGUGACCUCAACUAUUGUGAGGAGGCUGUGGAUGAGGAGACAGGAGAUGGGCUGGGUGAGGACCCAGACAGGGCCAUCGAAGGGCGUACCGCCACCAGUGAGUACCAGACUUUCUUCGAUCCGAGGACCUUCGGCUUGGGAGAAGCAGACUGUGGGCUGCGACCUCUGUUUGAGAAGAAGUCGCUGGAGGACAAAACUGAAGGAGAACUCCUGGAAUCCUACAUCGACGGGCGCAUUGUGGAGGGCUGGGAUGCAGAGAUCGGCAUGUCACCUUGGCAGGUGAUGCUUUUCCGGAAGAGUCCCCAGGAGCUGCUGUGUGGGGCCAGCCUCAUCAGUGACCGCUGGGUCCUCACCGCCGCCCACUGCCUCCUGUACCCGCCCUGGGACAAGAACUUCACUGAGAAUGACCUUCUGGUGCGCAUUGGCAAGCACUCCCGCACCAGGUAUGAGCGAAACAUCGAAAAGAUAUCCAUGCUGGAAAAGAUCUACAUCCACCCCAGGUACAACUGGCGGGAGAACCUGGACCGGGACAUUGCCCUGAUGAAGCUGAAGAAGCCCAUUACCUUCAGCGACUACAUCUACCCUGUGUGCCUGCCCGACAGGGAGACGGCAGCCAGCUUGUUCCAGGCUGGAUACAAGGGGCGGGUGGCAGGCUGGGGCAACCUGAAGGAGACGUGGACGGCCAACGUUGGUAAGGUGCAGCCCAGCGUCCUGCAGGUGGUGAACCUGCCCAUCGUGGAGCGGUCGGUCUGCAAGGACUCUACUCGGAUCCGCAUCACUGACAACAUGUUCUGUGCUGGUUACAAGCCUGGUGAAGGGAAACGAGGGGAUGCCUGUGAAGGCGACAGCGGGGGACCCUUUGUCAUGAAGAACCCCUUAAACAAACGCUGGUAUCAAAUGGGCAUCGUCUCAUGGGGUGAAGGCUGUGACCGGGAUGGGAAAUAUGGCUUCUACACACACGUGUUCCGCCUGAAGAAGUGGAUACAGAAGGUCAUUGAUCAGUUUGGAGAUUAGGGGGCCACUCAUAUUCUGGGCUCCUGGAACCAAUCCAGUGAAAGAAUUAUUUUGCUGUUUCUAAAACUAUGGUUCCCAAUAAAAGUGACUCUCAACGA
Chlorocebus sabaeus (green monkey) is the source of this 3143-nucleotide messenger RNA. RefSeq names its product zinc finger protein 408 (gene ZNF408). The record is from RefSeq and is a predicted model, not a curated record. Gene Ontology annotation, biological process: platelet activation; blood coagulation; positive regulation of blood coagulation. Lineage: Eukaryota; Metazoa; Chordata; Mammalia; Primates; Cercopithecidae. Gene Ontology annotation, molecular function: protein binding; serine-type endopeptidase activity; calcium ion binding. Gene Ontology annotation, cellular component: extracellular region.